Molecule: messenger RNA, 1551 nt
Organism: Penicillium hordei
Lineage: Eukaryota; Fungi; Ascomycota; Eurotiomycetes; Eurotiales; Aspergillaceae
Exons: 14
Coding region: 1-1551 (516 amino acids)
Cellular component (GO): membrane
Molecular function (GO): methyltransferase activity
Source: RefSeq, a predicted model, not a curated record
AUGUUUAUUCCAUCUCAUCCCUGCCACCAUAGCUUUACUGGGAAAUGGGCUUCUCUAUAUUUAUUUCUCUACAUCUUUUCCGGACGCUACAUUUACUUGACAACCUCGGUCAUUUGUUUCGGUAUCUCAUCCGCAUACCACACUUUCCUUUGUCAUUCCGCCCGUUACACUGAUCUCUGCAGUCGAUUGGACUAUGUUGCUAUUGUAUUCCAGAUUCUUGGCUCGUUCGUUUCGGGGAUAUAUAUGUAUUGGGCUCUAUUGGUCAAUGGUCCGUUCAUAAUUCUCUACCCCUUCCACCGCGUGGUCGAACUAACUUUACAACGUCCAGAUCGGCAGUCUAGGCUUAUUGGCUGGAUUUGUCGUGGUGCAUCCCCAAUUACAAAGCCAAAAGUGGAGAAUGUUGCGGUUAUCAACAUUUGUGGCGACGGGACUUUCGGCAUUUGCUCGUUGCCACAACUAGAUCAACAAGCCGGAUUGCGAUAUUACUAUCUUGAAGGACUCGUCAUCGUAAUCGGGGUCUUGCUUUACGCGGAUUCCGAUUACUACACCUUGACCCAAGACUGGGAGCCCGAAGACUUUCAGUCGGAAACCACAUCUAUCGCGUCAACAAUUGCGAAGGGUCGAUUAGAAAAUGGUAGACGAUACCAAGCUAUGAAGGAAGAUGACUAUUGGAGUCCUUCCGACGAACAGCAAUUCGAGGCUUUUGAGCUUGGUCAUGUGGUGUUUCUCGUAUUAGACCAUGACCGAGAAAAUCCUCUUCACCACGCGCCUAUCGGCAAGUCUCCUAAGCACAUUCUGGACAUUGGGACCGGUAAAGGAACAUGGGCUGUUGAUAUGGCAGAUAUAUAUCCAUCUGCAACUGUCCGUGGCGUCGACAUCUUCCCCCCUCCCGUGACAUGGAUGCCACCCAACUGCAUCCUGGAAGUAGACGAUAUCCUCCGGGAUUGGACCUGGAGAGAGCCAUUCGACUUUAUCCACAUGCGUCUGAUGCUGGGAGCAUUUACGCCAGGGGAAUGGGAUCAAUUAUACAAACAGUGCUACGACUCUCUCACCCCAGGCGGCUGGAUUGAACAGAUGGAACUAGACGUGCGAGUAUAUAGCGACGACGGCACUUUACAGGAAGGUGGCACUCUAGCUACAUGGGGAGAUAAUUUCAUCGGCUGCUCCGAGCGAGCGGGCCGCUCCCUCCUAACGCAGGAGACAAUGCAAGGCGCAAUGGAGAAGGCCGGGUUUGUUGACAUACAGGAAAAGCUAUACAAGAUUCCCUUGGGACCGUGGCCAAAGGAUAAAGUUCUCAAGGAGGCUGGUCAGCUUCAAUACGCCCAUUGGGUUACUGCGUUGGAGGGAUGGGCUAUGUGGCUGCUCACUAAGUUUGGUGCGCCCAAACCUUGGUCUUCGGAGGAGGUCCAGAUUUAUUUAUCCAAGGUUCGGGCGGAGCUGAGAAAUCCCCGUACACAUGCUUAUGAAUAUGCUCGCCGAGUCUGGGCUAGGAAGCCUACGGUGGAGGAAGAAAUGGCUAAUUCCCCAAUCAAGACCGAGCCUGAGUCCUAA